AUGCCGAUCCACAUUCAACUGUGCCGGCCCGACGCCAGUCUGGCCUGGGGCUUUCGUCUCCAGGGCGGACGUGAUUUCGGCCAGCCUGUCGUCAUUUCGGCCGUCAACCCCGACGGUCUGGCCGACCAGCAUGGCCUGUGUCCUGGCGAUCGCGUGUUGGCGAUCGGUGGCGACGCCACCUACGCCUUCACGCAUCAACAGGCCCAACAAGCCGUCAUCCGUUGCGGCAACGAGCUCACCUUCGAGGUCGUGCGUGGCGACCUCGUCUCCAGCCCGACGCGUGACAGCGGCCCCGGCAACCUGACCGCCAUGCCAACGCCUCCAGCCUCCUCGCAGUACUACGCGACCGGAGGCGACUUCUACCACGCCCAGUCGGUCAAUCAACCGGCCCAUCCGAGGACGACCAUGCGAUCGCAGGUCACGCUCAACAUGCGUCCCGGAGCCACUGUCUCCACGGCCUCCGGCGUCGCAGAUGUCGCGCAGCCACGAACUUCCGUCUUUCCGACUGGCAGUGGCCUGCGCCUCACCAGCGCGCCGCCGUACAAGCCGCAACCCUCGACCGGCUACAUCUCCUCCAGCCUGAAGCACGCCAUAGCCGCCAGCCAAGCGACACCGCUUCAAGCCCGACCGGGACUCGACGUCACUCCGACGCCCGCCCGACCGGCCCACAUGCAAAGCGCCCAUCCAUUCGGGCAGCGGGCCUCGGGCUCGAAGUUCGACUCGAGCCCGAGUCCCGGUGGCCGGCCGUCACGGCCUGAAGGGUCAGGCCGAAGUCCGGUGAAUCGGCUCAGUCAGUCGCAGGUGCAUCGGGGCGAGGCCGGCGAUGUGUUGUUGCACCACGAGUCCGUCUCAGGCUCGGCCGAGAGGCCGAUCUGUUUCACCUGCAAAGCGACCAUU
Messenger RNA from Protopolystoma xenopodis, 897 nucleotides. The record is from the annotation of a GenBank genome assembly. NCBI's taxonomy places the organism in Eukaryota, Metazoa, Platyhelminthes, Monogenea, Polystomatidea, Polystomatidae.